Messenger RNA from Cryptotermes secundus, 1872 nucleotides. RefSeq names its product exosome complex component MTR3. Gene Ontology annotation, cellular component: nuclear exosome (RNase complex); nucleolus; cytoplasmic exosome (RNase complex). Gene Ontology annotation, biological process: U4 snRNA 3'-end processing; nuclear mRNA surveillance; rRNA catabolic process. Bases 118 to 999 code for a protein of 293 amino acids. NCBI's taxonomy places the organism in Eukaryota, Metazoa, Arthropoda, Insecta, Blattodea, Kalotermitidae. The record is from RefSeq and is a predicted model, not a curated record. The transcript has 4 exons.
UGCCUGGUAGUGAUUGUCUUUGGUGGCGUUCAAGAAUUCAAGAAGGUUCAAGAAUUUCAAGAAUAUAUGUGAGCAUUUAUGAACGUUUGCGAAGUUGUUGGAUGAAGCAUUGUAAGCAUGGCACCGGAUAAUAGGCGUCUGCAAGGGCCAGAAAGUACAUUUUCAUAUACGUUAUACAUACCUAACAAUAGAACUGAUCACAAUGUAGUUGAACAAAUAAGUAGCGACGAAAGAAGAAAAGAUGGCCGGAAGUUAAACGAGCAACGACGCAUUUAUGUGAAAACUGGAGUCGUGAGUCAGGCCAAAGGGUCAGCUUAUAUUGAACAAAGUAAUACCAAAGUUGUGUGCUCAGUAUUUGAUCCACGUGAAAUUCCUCGUAAAUCGGGCUACAGUGUGAAUGGGGAGUUGUAUUGUGAAUUCAAGUUUGCACCAUUUUCAUGCAUACAGUGGAGAAGUCAUCAACCGGACGCAUUUGAAAAAGAGUGCAGUUUAAUUUUACGUAGAUCAUUAGAACCAGCAGUGUGUCGUCAUGAGUUUCCAAACUUCCAAGUCGAUGUGUAUGCAUUGGUUCUGGAAAAUGAUGGCUCAGCUCUUGCUGCUGCUAUUACCUGUGCUGCAUUAGCACUAGCAGAUGCCAGUGUUCCAAUGUAUGAUCUUGUGGUAGCAGCAACCUUGGGGGUUCAUGGUGAUAAAAAAUUCAUGGACCCAACUGUAGAGGAAGAAUCCCUUUGUAACAUUCUACCCCCUGAUGGAAGAUCACGUAACCAUGGUAUAAUCACUGCUGCCUUCUCGCCAGCCCAUCAGCAGAUGUCUGAAUUUGCACAGUCAGGGGCUAUGGAUAUUGAUUGUGCUACAUCUUCCAUUCAGCUUCUGAGAGAAGCAUGUGAAAGUAUAUAUCUUCUUUCACAGCAGUGCCUUCUGAAAGGUGUUACAAAAAUGCUCAAGAAGAAACAAAAAGAAAUAAAGUUAGACCUCAGUAGUGAUCGAAUUGCAUGUUGAAUAUUAUAGUAAGAGCAAAUAUUUCAAAUAGCUUUUAGCUUUAAUAAAUCUAAUAAUUGUAAUGAUUUAUUGUGAACAACUUUAAUAACUUAUGUUACAUUUUGCACCUAAUGGAUAAAAGAACUUGGAACUGCUGACUGUUGUCUGCAUUAAGGAAUACAUAUCAUUUUUAGUGAAUCCACUGCUGUAGAACAGUGUUUGCAACACACAGUAGAAGAUGUUUAUGCAGUGGGGUGCUUGUCAUGUCCAACCAAUUUGCCCAUGCAGGUCCUAUGAUGAGAAUCCAAUCUCCUGAUGUCACUGUCUUACAUACUGCAUGUAACAAUGCUGGUGAUAGGUAUGGAAGUGAAUCUUGCAAGUUGAUGAAUAUCAUGAAUUAUUAAUGCUGUCAUUAAUAUCAAUUAUCAAGAUUAAUGAAUGUUUCAUAGUGACAUAAUUUUAAUGUAAUAUAUUCAGUUUCACAUUUCAGAUGUGUACAAACAAUCUGGAUAAUUUUAAAAAUUUCACCAGUAGGUUUACAUAUUGUCAUAUUUGUGACUAGACACAGACUUUGGAUUGAUAAUUGGAUUUAUUGGAAGAGUAUAACUCAUAGCUACAUAUGAUUCUAACAGUAUCACCAGUUUAAACAAUAUAAAUCACUACAAUUACAGUGAACACAAAGUCUCCUUAUUUUUCUGUCAUCACUAAUCAGUGCUAGGCAGCGGCUGCUCACAGUGGAGAUUCCUCAUGGUGAACCUCAAACUGCCACUGUUCACUCGCAACUCACGGCUCUCUUGACUGACUCACGGCUAACUUGCUGCUGGCCCUAGCCAGCACAAUUAUUCUCAAGAGUCUCACAGGACUUUUGACAAUAUUUUAACAUCUGACAGCUCU